GUCAACUGUAAGAGCAUUAGUGUGGUGAUUUGUCAUAUGAUAUAACUAAAACAUUGAAUUUGAUAAGAUUGUAAUUUUGGAACAUUCCACAGACUAAACCAUAAAAGAUUGUCCGGACAGAGUGACUUCUCAUGAUGCCACUGCACUGUCGAGCUAUCCACGUGUUUCUGUUCUUAUGUGCUCUUUCCUUGUGUGUGGAUUUUGUAAGAGGAGGCACCAGCUUCCUCAGCCCUGGUCAAAAACCACAGGGUCGAGGAGGCCGAAGGCCACCACGGGUGGGCAGAAGGGAUGCCACUGAGCCUGAUAUCCCAGUGCUGAAGGAGGGUGAUCAAUUCAUGGUGAGUGCUCCAUUUGAACUGGCCAUGUCUCUGAGUGAAGCUGAGUACAAAGCAUAUGGUCCUAUGCUGCAAAAAGUUCUGGUGAACUUUCUAAGUCAUUCUGCUGUUGAAUGACAAGAGCUACCGUUCCGGCACAAGUCAGAUACUUAUAAACCAAUGACAAGACUCUCAAAUGUACACAUUAUGAUAUGUAAUUAUUUACAAGCACAGUGAUUUAAUAAAUACAUGGUUAAGUGCUCCAGUUUUUCUAUUUUUCAG
Molecule: messenger RNA, 596 nt
Organism: Xyrauchen texanus (razorback sucker)
Lineage: Eukaryota; Metazoa; Chordata; Actinopteri; Cypriniformes; Catostomidae
Product: ghrelin-like
Exons: 4
Coding region: 132-452 (106 amino acids)
Cellular component (GO): extracellular region
Molecular function (GO): growth hormone-releasing hormone activity
Source: RefSeq, a predicted model, not a curated record